AGAGAUCCACCUAUCUGCGUACUUAUGUAACUAAUCGGUGAAAAUUCCGCACGGCGUGAAUAUGUUGACAAGACUUUUGAAUACACGUGGUGCCACCCUAACCCUAAUUUAACCUAACACAACGUCGUCGCAGUAUUUGAACCUAUUCAAUCUAUCAGUAAUGAUGUACAUUAUAAGAAAAUCUGAUAUGUUUUAAAGAUAUGUGAGUAAAAAUACGAGGAUAGUAGUGGAGAAUUUAAACUCUUCAAAAUGUCACACAGUAAAAUAUUUUCGGGAAACCGUGCGUUAGGCUAUGUCAGUAACCACAUCCCUGCAGUUACAAGGUACAUUCAAAGGAGAAAAGAAAAUUUAAUAGUAACAUGCGUUGGAAGAGCAUUCCACACUUACGGAUGUUCCCAUUUCACACUUUUGAGCGUGUCAGGUGUACAUGACGGAGAAAUAACUUGCAUGGCGGCUGAUGCCUACCACAUUUACACAGCGAGUGAAAAUAAAAUAUACGCAUGGCGUCGUGGUUCAGAACUUAAGCACACGUACAAAGGACACGAAUGUCCCGUUCAUAUAUUGCAUCCGUUUGGACCCCACCUUAUAUCGAUCGACGAGGACAGUAAUCUGAAGCUGUGGGAUAUCAAAUCUGAAGAAAAUGUUCUGGAACUGAAUUUCGCUAAUAGCAUAUUUCAGAUCACAACAAUCGUACAUCCAAGCACGUACAUAAAUAAAAUAUUACUUGGUAGUGAACAGGGACAGCUUCAGAUAUGGAAUUUGAAGAGUGCUAAAAUGAUUUACACUAUCAAGGGUUGGAGCUCACCAGUUAGCGUCUUGGAACAAGCCCCGGCAGUUGAUGUGAUAGCCAUUGGUUUGGCAAACGGUAAAAUCGUUCUGCAUAACGUAAAGUAUGACGAAACUAUUGUGGAAUUUAUCCAGGAUUGGGGACUGGUGACUUCGAUUGCCUUCAGGAGCGACGGACAUCCCAUUAUGGCUACGGGAAGUUUGGCAGGUCACGUAGUAUUCUGGAAUCUGGAACAAAGAAAGGUAGAUUGCCAAUUAUUGAAUGCUCAUUUCGGCGCAGUAACUGGUUUAAACAGCCUACCAAACGAGCCUUUAAUUGUCACCUCAUCGCCGGAUAAUUCUCUCAAACUGUGGAUAUUUGAUUUGGCUGAUGGAGGAGCUAGGCUUUUGAGAAUUCGCGAGGGUCACGCAGAGCCACCAACUUUCAUUAGAUUCCAUGGGAAUGAUGGGCACAACAUCCUGAGCGCUGGAGGAGAUUCCUCGCUCAGAAUAUUUUCCACGAUAACGGAAACAUUCAAUAAAAGCCUUGGAAGAGCAUCAUUCAACAGAAAAGCAUCUAAGAAGAAAAGCAGAGCUGUAGAAGAUCCUUUGAUCAUGCCUCCGAUCACGCUGUUCACCUCAGAAUCGACGAGGGAAAAGGAUUGGGAUAAUGUUGCAGCAUUGCACCUUGGGCUUGGUGUUGUUACGACGUGGUCUUAUGACAAAAUAAAAAUGGGAGAGCUUAAGUUAUUGCCAGAUAGAUUUCACCGUAAUCCAAGUGCCACAGCUACCAGCCUUUGCAUUACGCAUUGUGGUAAUUUCGUUAUAAUUGGGUACAGCACCGGCCAUGUAGAUAGAUUUAACAUACAGUCAGGAAUACAUAGAACCACCUAUGGUGGUGAAAAUGGAGGACACACAGCGCCAGUCAGCGGUGUUGCCGUUGAUACGUUGAAUCAAUUUGUUAUCACAGCUGGUCGUGAUGCUACAAUCAAAUUUUGGCCCUUCAAACAAACUAAAGAUUCUUCGCCGCGUACUGUGAUUGAAGUAAAAGAGCCAGUGGAAUGGCUUCGAACUCAUGCAGAGACGUCACUCAUUGCUUUAGCACUAGAGGAUCUGACUGUAAUACUUAUAGAUUUAGACACUCGACGUUUGGUUCGACAUUUUAACGGUCAUACUAGCCGCAUCACAGACGCAACAUUUAGUCCUGAUGCGCGAUGGUUGAUAACUGCUUCUAUGGACUGUACAAUUCGGACUUGGGAUAUCCCCUCUGCUCAGCUCAUAGACAUUUUUAGUGUUGAAGAAGCUUGCACAUCUUUACACUUUUCCCCAACCGGCGAAUACCUUGCUACGUCACACGUUUGUAAUCUCGGAAUUUACUUGUGGUCAAACCGAACUCUCUACUCUCAUGUAUCGUUAACAUCAAUACCAUCAGAUCUAAGUGGGCCAGUAUUGGCACUACCAGGUUCUGCUCCAGAACCGAACCAGGUGUCGGUAGAGUCUGAAGAUCAAGAUGGUGGUGAAAAUGAAGAAUUUGUUUCACCAGAACAAAUCCACACCAAGCUAAUCACCAUGUCAUCUUUACCUAACUCAAGAUGGCAAAAUUUACUAAACAUAGAUAUUGUAAAAAAAAGAAAUAAGCCGAAAGAAGCUCCAAAAGCUCCGCCAGCUGCUCCUUUUUUCCUACCUACAAUCCCGUCACUAGAAGUGCAAUUUGAUUUGGGAGAAAUAACAGACAAAGAUCAAACGAGCAAAUUAUUAGCACCGACGAAUUUUGAUAGUCUUACAGUAUUUGGCAAAUUGUUGCAACUCUCUAGUGAGACGGAUGACUUUUCUGAAGUUAUCGAAAGGUUCAAAUCUCUUGGUCCCAGCGCCAUUGAUUUUGAAGUACAAUCUUUGUCACUACACUCUGGAGGAUCGAUUGUAAUAAUGUUACAAUUUUUAAAAAUGAUAUGCUCAAUGAUGAAAAGUAAAAAGGAUUUUGAACUUGCUCAAGCAUAUCUUGGAGCAUUUUUAAAGUCACACGGUGAAACCAUAGCUGCAGAACAACAGCUGCGUGAGUAUUUGCCAAAAGUACAAAAAGCGCAAAUUGCUAGUUGGACGACCUUAAGGGAUAACUUAUUCUAUAAUCUCAGUGUCGUUCAGCAUUUGAAAAGAGUCUAAAGUAAUGAUGUACAUACAAUAUACAUAUUUUCUUUUCGUUACUGUUGAAACACCACCUCAAUGGCAGUUGCUUACAAUAAAAUACAUAAAAACUAAAA
Molecule: messenger RNA, 3023 nt
Organism: Diprion similis
Lineage: Eukaryota; Metazoa; Arthropoda; Insecta; Hymenoptera; Diprionidae
Product: WD repeat-containing protein 36
Exons: 3
Coding region: 250-2925 (891 amino acids)
Biological process (GO): rRNA processing
Cellular component (GO): Pwp2p-containing subcomplex of 90S preribosome; small-subunit processome
Molecular function (GO): protein binding
Source: RefSeq, a predicted model, not a curated record